This is a messenger RNA of Cyprinodon tularosa, 4180 nucleotides long. RefSeq lists its product as uncharacterized. The transcript is spliced from 15 exons. NCBI's taxonomy places the organism in Eukaryota, Metazoa, Chordata, Actinopteri, Cyprinodontiformes, Cyprinodontidae. The record is from RefSeq and is a predicted model, not a curated record. Gene Ontology annotation, biological process: cell-cell junction assembly. The coding region runs from base 491 to 3376 and encodes 961 amino acids.
UUUCACAAAGCAGAGCCCCUCUGAGCUAAAAUAUGUUUCCACGCUGCCUGAUUCUGCUUUUUCUCUUUGGAAAUGUCGCCAAAGCAAACAUGUCAUUUCAUCUCCUGCUCAGCUUGCAGACUUUAAUCUGGAGCUUCCUUCAUGCACUGCAGCUAAAGGAACAACAACAACGGAGGCACCUAACGUGACUACAACUACUUACAGUGCUAAGAAUGGCAACAACACAACCAUAAAUCUCUUAACAGAAUCAAAAAGUACUGUAGCUUUGGACAUUACCACAGUAAAAACAUUAGAGACAUCAUCAGUUCCUCCUAAGAUAACCACAGCGUAUUCAGUUAACAGGAACAAUACUGAGAACAUCACCACAGGAAGCCUAAGCAACUCUCCUACAGCCUUCACCACUGGAGGAACCACAUUGGCAGAGAAGAGCAGUUCACCUUCUACAACUGCUGCACCUACUCCAAUCGACAGCACACAAAUUAGCACAUUGAUGCCAACCACUGAUAACACUUCAACAGAUAUACCAAUUACCCUAACAAGCAAAAAUAUGGCUACCGCUGCUUCAGUCACCCCAACAACAAAUAAAACAGAUGUUACCAUCACAGCUUCAAGCAACAAUCCAACUACAGUUUUCAGUCCAACAAACAACGAUGCAGCGUACAGUGAUACCACUGAAAGUGCCUCAAUCACCCUAACCACCGAAAAUUUGACGCAAUAUCCAUCUACUCAAACAAACAAUGACACAACUACAAAUAUUCCAAUCAUGUCUACAAGCAACUACGGAACUUCACUAGCUUCAGUCACUCCGAUGAGCAACAAUAUGACUACACUGGCUGGCAGCACUGAAACUACAGCAGCUUCGACAACACCUACGAGCAAUGUUAUGACUACAGAUGCAUCAAUCACUACAUCAAGUAAUACAACAACUGCAGAUAUUUUAAUCACGCCAACGGUCAACAAUGAAACUACAACUGAUUUGACCACACCAACAAGCAACAACAAAACUACAGUGGAUCCAAUCACACCAACAAGCAACAAUGAAACCACAAUCGAUCCAAUCACACCAACAAGCAAUAAAAUUACUACAAUUUCAAUAACUCAGACAAGCAAUAAUGAAACUACAACAGAUCCAAUCAUACCAACAAGUAACAAUGAAACUACAGCUACUCCAAUCACCCCUACAAGCAACAACAAAACAACAGCGAUUCCAAUCAGACCCACAAGCAACAAUGAAACAACAACAAUUCCAAUCACUCAGACAAGCAACAAUGAAACAACAACAAUUCCAAUCACUCAGACAAGCAACAAUGGCACUACAACAGAUCCAAUCAUACCAACAAGUUACAACGAAACAACAGCGAUUCCAAUCACACCCACUAGCAACAAUGAAACAACAACAAUUCCAAUCACUCAGACAAGCAACAAUGAAACAACAACAAUUCCAAUCACUCAGACAAGCAACAAUGGCACUACAACAGAUCCAAUCAUACCAACAAGUUACAACAAAACAACAGUUCCGAUCACACCAACUAACAACAACAACUCAACUGUUCCAAUCAACCCGACAAUCAAUAGCAUGACUACAAAUGGGUCGAUUGUACCAACAGACAACUAUACAACCAUGUCUGUGACACUUACACCGCUAGGCAAUGACACAACGAUCACAACAACAAACAACUACACCACUUAUAAUGUGCCAAUUACAACUCCAACUGCUGAAAAAACUACAAGCGCACCUGUUACAUUCACCAACAAUGUCACAACAACAGCUACAAGUGACAAUGUUACUCUUAGUCCACAAAGCACAUCCACCAGUGUAACUAUGGUUACCUCAAACAACGAUACAAUCACUUCAACAACCACAGAGAUGGGAAACAACUCAACUUUUACUAGCACCACUCCACAGACCAACAACAUGACAACAACUAUAAGUUUGGUUACAUCAGAUCAAACUCUUACCACACAUACAAGCUCUGUUGGAGCUUCUGAGAGUCCUACAUCAACUGUCAAUCCAUCCUCUUCACUCACCUCAAGCCCUCAGCCAUCCAGCACCAUCCCAGGCAUGAGCAACUCUACCACUGGUGGCAAUACAACCAACAGUCCUUCAACAGUACACUCAGCAGUUACCAACAACACUAUGGAUCAAACCACCACUAUAAGUUCUAUAAUCACAAAUUCAACCAUGAACACCAUUCCCACCCUGGACACCAACACCACCACCAGUGGAGCCACAGAGGUUGUCACCACCCUUCUCACAACAGGAAGAACCAGCAGCAGCCUCUCCACAGAGGUUCCGCUCACGCUGAUCCCUGUUAUUGAUUGUUCCUCCACCAAAUGUCCUGCUAAAAGCAUCUGCCUCAAUGGCACCUGCCAAUGUCUCACUGGCAACUUUCUACAUAAUGGACAAUGUGUUCCAGCCCAAAUAUUCCCAGGAAGGCUUCAUAUCCUGUCUCUAACAUUUGAGAAUCAAAUGAGCAACAGGUCAUCCAACAUCUUUCAUAGGACAGCAGCAAAUAUCUCAGCAGAGCUCAGAAAUCUCCUAAGAAAUGAGCCUGGAUAUAGAGGAUCAGAAGUUGUUCGGCUAGAACCUGGAAGUGUGGUAGCAAGUGUAAAUAACAUCUUUGAAAACAGUCCUGCUACUCAAGAAUCUUUUGAUGAGGUCAUUAAAAAUGCUCUAGGAAACUCCACAGGACUUCUGAGCAGGGCAACAUACACAGCAACGGAUCUGUGUAAGGUGGAGCCAUUACCUUGUGAGGCCUCUAGUACAAAGUGCACAAAUGAGAAAGGCCAAGCUUCUUGCUCCUGUAAAGAGGGAUACAUCUCCAUAGUCUACUCCACCACCAGCUGUAAAGCUUGUCCAAGUGGGCAGCAGGCAGUGGGGGACAAAUGCCAAACAUGUCCAUUUGGGUAUGCUGGUUUCAACUGCAAUGACUCAUCAUUACUGGCAGUGGUGAUCGUCUCCUGUGUGUUAGGAGGACUUCUCCUCAUCCUUCUUCUAGCUUUGCUGGUUUACUGUUGCUGGAGAAGAUGUUCAAGAAACAAACCUGACCACCACACCAGUCCAUACUCUGAGGACUUAAACAAAUCAUGGCCCAUUAGCAUCACCCCCAUCCCACGUGCAAACUCCAACUGGGACUCAGCCGCUUCCAUAGAGAUGACAGAAGGGGGCAGCACCAACAUGCUGGUGGACAAAAAGCGACAAAGCAAUGGCCUUGGGUGUCACCUGAAGCAGAAAGGAUGGAAAAAGUCAGGAUCGUAUGAGCUGAACCCAGAGGAGAUGAAGACCUUCAAAGGUAAAAACACGUCCCGUUACUCCUAUCUGGUCGAAGGGCACGAGAACCCCUACUUCCUCCCUGGUGAUGAGAAGAAAAACUGAGACAACAAACUCCUCAAAGAAAUGAUCAAAUUCUCUGGGACAACUGGUACACUUUCACAGCGGGAUCAGGCUAUUCAUGAAGACAAUUCAUGUAACGAACCUGCUUUGAUAAAUGAAGAAUCAUCAAUAUGCUGAAAAAACCCCCAACAAAAACUGUAACCAAAGGGAUUAAAGUGGAGAUGUUUUUUUUCCUGUUAUUUUCUUAAGUAAAUGUAUGAAUCUUGUCUGCUUUUAAGAAGCACAGCCAGUAGGUGUCAAUGUUGCUUUUUAUUAAUGCAGUUCAUUUUGUCUUAAGAAAUCAUCAUGUAGUAUAUUUUUAUAAUUAUGCUUCCUUCGCUGAUUGCACUGAAAUGUGUUUGUGUGUGUGAGACGUUUACCUCUACCUUUCAAUCGAAGGUGAAUUGAAUCAUGGUUUUUAGAAUGGAAUGACCAGUUCUUAGAAAACAACCUUUAAAAGAUCAAAGGGGCUGGAUCCCUGGCUUGGAUUGUUUUUAAAAAUGUAGCAGUCUAGUGUGGAGGAUUACAGAAUGUGCCUGAAUUAGUCGUCAGUUUUACAAAUAGGAAAUAUUAUGCAACGCUGGUGAUAAAGCCUGUCUUUUGGAGGUGCCAAUUGCCCAUUGUAUAACUCUUUAUUUUUUUUGGAGUGGGGGGGAUCUAUACUAAUAUAUUUACCUUUUUGUGAAUAAAAUAGCUACGUUUUGUAUAUAAACUUUUUUGUUUUGUAAAAAUAAUGAGAUUUAUUUGGUUGGGAGUGUGUGUUUGUGUGAGGGCUGAUUGUUGAAAUAAAUUAAUUUAAACAUAAAA